UGUUCUUGUUGUGCGCUGACAUCUGCUCUCUGCAGGGAUGGAUAUCUCCCCCAUCGACCUCAUCAACAUCGAGAGCUUCUCCAGCCGGGUGAUCUCGCUGUCCGAGUACCGCAAGGGCCUGCAGGAGUAUCUGCGCUCCAAGAUGGGCCAGGUGGCUCCCAGUCUCUCCGCUCUCAUCGGGGAAGUGGUGGGCGCCCGUCUGAUCUCCCACGCCGGCAGCCUGACGAACCUGGCCAAGUACCCAGCCUCAACGGUGCAGAUCCUGGGGGCGGAGAAGGCCCUCUUCAGGUACAGCUGCAGGGUGGUCGUGGUGAUGGCAGGCUCCUGGGCCGCUGGGCUUGACACGUUGGCCAGACAUGGCUGCAUGCGUCAGUGAUAAACCAGCCCCAGUCUCUGAGCGACCACCGAGGCUUUUCCUUCACUCUUGCUGAACGGUUGGGUCUGUCCAGGGAACCUAUGCAGCAGGUUAGCUGUUCUGA
Molecule: messenger RNA, 479 nt
Organism: Terrapene triunguis (Three-toed box turtle)
Lineage: Eukaryota; Metazoa; Chordata; Testudines; Emydidae
Product: nucleolar protein 56-like
Exons: 2
Coding region: 38-376 (112 amino acids)
Cellular component (GO): small-subunit processome; box C/D methylation guide snoRNP complex
Molecular function (GO): snoRNA binding
Source: RefSeq, a predicted model, not a curated record